AUGGACAGGGUGCCCUUCUGCUGCCUGCUCUUCCUAGGACUCCUGAGUCCACUCCUGUCCCUCCCCGUCACGGACACUGGCGAAAGGUCUCUUCAGCUUCCAGUGCGUGAGAAAGAUGCUCUUCAGGUUCUGGAGGAGCUGGAGAGGACGGCCCUCCUGCAGACACUGCGCCAGGCCCUGCGCACGGAAGCAGAAGCAGGGGAAAGCCCUGGAGAAGCAGAUCCCAGCGCUGAGACUCCCACUCCACGGGGGAGCCUGAGGAAGGCUAUUGCUGGGCAAGAUUCUACCACGGUACUGAGUCGUCUUUUGGCAAGAACCAGGAAACAACAUAAGCAACACGGGAAUGCCCCAGAAUGCUUCUGGAAAUACUGCAUCUGA
Molecule: messenger RNA, 378 nt
Organism: Apodemus sylvaticus (European woodmouse)
Lineage: Eukaryota; Metazoa; Chordata; Mammalia; Rodentia; Muridae
Gene: Uts2
Product: urotensin 2
Exons: 4
Coding region: 1-378 (125 amino acids)
Biological process (GO): blood vessel diameter maintenance; regulation of blood pressure
Cellular component (GO): extracellular region
Molecular function (GO): hormone activity
Source: RefSeq, a predicted model, not a curated record